Messenger RNA from Solanum lycopersicum (tomato), 1364 nucleotides. RefSeq lists its product as uncharacterized. The record is from RefSeq and is a predicted model, not a curated record. Lineage: Eukaryota; Viridiplantae; Streptophyta; Magnoliopsida; Solanales; Solanaceae.
AAAGAAUUUUUUUUGAGCAUGGCCAUGGGGGAGUUAUUGAUGCGAUUGAUACUUAUCAGUAGCGCAAUCAUUAGCUAUUUAGCUGAGCAGUGAGUACUGUGCACUACUUUUGUCCAGAUAUGAGCUACGACACCGCCAAAGAGGUAAAUUAAAGCUUCUUGUACGCCACAUAAAAAUCCAUCCGAUUAUCCCUUCCGUAGGGUAAAAUAAUCUUACUUGUAUACUAUCGCAAAAUUCUGCAAGCUGCAUUUGAUUUGACAUGAUCCGAUAAAAUUGAAACCAUACGGAGGGCUAAAAUUGAAGAUGCGGAGCAUGGCGAGUUCAGUCUCAUCCAAAGGCAUUGCUGCCAUUGUUGGUGUGGGCCCCAAACUCGGCCGUUCAAUCGCCCGCAAGUUCGCCCACGAAGGCUACACCGUUGCUAUCCUUGCCCGUGACUUAGGUAGAUUAUCAAAAUUUGCUGAUGAGAUAGCUAGAGAAGAGAAAGCGCAGGUGUUUGCAAUCCGUAUCGAUUGUUCAGAUUCGCGAAGCAUAAGAGAGGCAUUCGAGGGAGUUCUAUCACUUGGCUUUGUGGAAGUGUUGGUUUACAAUGCACACCAACCAACAUUUUGGCACCCAACAGACUUCACUGACAUUAAAAUUGAACACUUUGAGAAAUCUCUCGCUGUCUCCUCCGUCGGCGCCUUUCACUGCGCUCAACAGGUACUUCUAGGUAUGGUGGAAAGAGGAAGAGGGACAAUUCUUUUCACCGGUUGUUCAGCUUCUCUUAGUGGCUGUGGAAAGUUUGCAAUGAGAGGGCUAUCCCAAUGUCUGGCAAAGGAGUUUCAACCUCUUGGAGUACACGUGGCGCAUGUCAUCAUCCACGGCAUCGUCGGUGCACCCGCCCGGGGGGCAAUAGGGUCAAGUUCACAACAGAGGUUGUUGGUUGGGGAACCAGAGCAGCAACAAACCGGCGUAUGGGCCGGAGAGGAAUUAAUGGACCCAGAUGGGGUGGCUCAGACCUACUGGCAUUUGCAUAUCCAAGAUCGAUCUGCUUGGACCCAAGAGAUUGAUCUUCACCCCUCCACCCAAAGAUACAUCUAAGGUCAAAUCAUAAACUUUUAUAUAUUCCUUAUUAAUUUUACAGGUGUGAAAUUAUAUUAUUCUAUAUUUUACUAGCUUUUAUUAUCUACAAAAGGGCAUGAUAUGUGUUUUAUAGACAUUUUUUUAUUAUUAUUAGAGUGUGAAUGAUUUAGUUAAUUUGGUUUGGAUGUGUAAUAACAAUAGUUAUUGGAUUUUACUUUUAAACAUUGAUAACUCUUUUUUUUUUUUGUUAUUAGUGUAAUUUUUGCAUAUAUAUUUUCGAACAGCUAGUUCGGUUUGUUAAA